UUUCCCUGUGCUACAGAGUGUUAUCUGAUCCACAUUUCAUUUCCACCGGGAGAAGCUGAUCCUGCACAGCAUCAGCAUCAGGCACAACAAAGGAGAUGCGUUGCUUGCUUACGACCCAGAGCCAGAACGGCUACCGAGAGCAGAUCCAGAAGGAGACGUUGACUCGUUUGGCCUGGAAAAGCCGCUACGCCGACCUCUACUCGUGUUACAGUCCCCGAAACAGCAGCACCGAGUCGACACAGCUGCCCCAUCUGCCCGCUGACCCCCGGGCCGUCUUGGCACCUGUUACCAGGACGAUCGAAGAGCAGAGCAACCUUCCUCCUCGACCUCCUCCUCGACCUCCUGUGCGCCCUCUGGAGGGGGAGCGGCGUCUCAAUGCACCCCCCCUGAUGAGGGCAGUUUCUCCUCAGACCAGACUUGCUCUCUAUCAGGACUCCUCUCACCAUGGGAAAGGGCGGAGUCUGUACUUAAAGAGACGUGGCCACAUCCGACCUGAGGAGAAGUUUGACUUUCCUGUGCUCUCGUCCUGGGAGUACGGGUGGAGGCUGGGUGACUACACUCUGGAUUACAGAACACCGUCCCGCGCCAAGUCUUCAGUAGUGAAGAACACGUUCUACGCCAGGAACGGCGUGUUCUGCAGCCCGUCAGCCACCGACACUCUGGGCUGAAGUUAAGCCGUCAGACACCACAUGUUGCUCUUUAAUGAGAGAGUAGAACAGAAAAACAGGCUUUUAUGUGAAUAAAACCAGUGAUUUUUUAUGUUAAUGCAAACCCUGAUUUUGUUUUAUGACACUUUCACACCUGUAGUUUGGUAGAGUCGGUGUGAUUUGGUUGGUGAAGUUACAUCAUUGUUGCAUUUUUCAUGUGGUUCAGUUUGCAAUCACACUUUAUCAAACGCACCAAGCAUUGUAGACAAACAGGUCGCUGGUCUAUUGGACAGAAUAUCUGAGUAAUACUGGUACUCCAUAUGUGCAAUGUCUUGGGAUUUCUGGUUUUACUUUAGUGUUUCUAGUGUUUUAGAAGAAGGCAAACAGCGAGUGAAGGAGAGAGAGAGAGAG
Etheostoma cragini (Arkansas darter) is the source of this 1058-nucleotide messenger RNA. Its product is annotated as protein ATP6V1FNB. The record is from RefSeq and is a predicted model, not a curated record. NCBI's taxonomy places the organism in Eukaryota, Metazoa, Chordata, Actinopteri, Perciformes, Percidae. The transcript has 5 exons. Bases 96 to 668 code for a protein of 190 amino acids.